This is a messenger RNA of Nematolebias whitei (Rio pearlfish), 2012 nucleotides long. RefSeq names its product ubiquitin thioesterase otulin. The transcript is spliced from 9 exons. Lineage: Eukaryota; Metazoa; Chordata; Actinopteri; Cyprinodontiformes; Rivulidae. The record is from RefSeq and is a predicted model, not a curated record. Gene Ontology annotation, molecular function: cysteine-type deubiquitinase activity. The coding region runs from base 1 to 1419 and encodes 472 amino acids. Gene Ontology annotation, biological process: protein linear deubiquitination. Gene Ontology annotation, cellular component: cytoplasm.
AUGAAUGCUGUGACAGUGGGUUUGGACAAUAGUGGCUCUCCUUGCAAGGACAGUCCUGUGGAGAAAAAAGGCUCCCAGUCCAUUCCUUCUGGACUGGAGUCCACAGGACUUGACCUCAGUGAGAAGACACUGGACUGUGAGAGCUCUGACAAAACCACAGAAGCCACAUCUCCAGCAGAUGCUAAAAACAGCUUAACUUUUGAUAUGGAUGAAAAGCCAAGUCCUGAGUGUUCAGGCGCUGAGGACUUGAAAGAGAUAAUGUCCUCAGAGAAAACCAAACGGGAUGCUGUGGAGGAAACCGUCCUGAUAGAGCAAGACAAAGAUGUUCCCAAAAUAAAGGAGGAUGAUGGACUGAAGAAGGAAGAGGAGGCUGCUCAAACAGAAACUGAGACUCCACCUGAGGAAGAUCCUGAGAGCCAGGAGGAGACUGAAAUCACAAACAAGCAAGCCUCGGAUGGAGAGGCCAGCGAUGGAACUGGAACUGAAGAAAAUGACAGUCAAGGGAACAGUGAAGAAGAUCUGUACAGAGGAGCUGAGCAGCUGUCUCCAUCACAAAUUUUAGAGGUGGAGGACAACUGCAGCUUGUCUCCUGCUGUGGAUAUUCUGUCUUACAGCAAGAGAGAGUGGAAAGGAAAUACAGCCAAAAGUGCUCUCAUUAAAAAGGGAUAUAAAGAAAUGUCCCAGAAGUUUGACGGCGUGAGGAGGGUAAGGGGGGACAAUUACUGCGCCCUCAGAGCCACGUUGUUCCAGGUGUUGUCCCAAAGCACCGCGGUGCCUGUGUGGCUGCAAGAGGACAAUGUUAUCAUGCUGCCGGAGCAGCUGGAGGCUCAGGAAGGACUGGUAAGCCAGUGGAGAUUUCCUGGAGUGUGUGUGCAGCAAGACGGCUCCGGAGGAGACGCCACUCAGCAGCUGAAGGGCUACGUAGAGCGACUUCGAAACACAUGGCAGGCAGCAGUGGACUGUCCCUCGUCUGUGGAAAGACAGAAACUGUGUGAGCGGGUGUUUCAGGGUGGAGAGGAGGAGCUCGGGCUGCUGGAGGCACUCAAGCUGCUGAUGCUGGGCCAAGCGGUGGAGCUGCACAGCUGCAUGCUGGGAGGUGGAGACGUCCCUUUGUUCUGCUGGCUGCUGUUUGCUCGGGACUCGUCCGACUGUCCACGUUCUUUCCUCUUCAACCACCUCAGGCAUGUGGGCCUCAGCGCCGGGCUGGAGCAGGUUGAGAUGUUCCUGCUAGGCUACACCCUACAGCACACCAUUCAAGUUUACAGACUGUACCAGGCGAACACGGAGGAGUUCAUCACCUUCUACCCCGACGAUCACAAGGACGACUGGCCGUCCGUGUGUCUCGUCACGGAGGAUGAUCGCCACUACAACGUUCCAGUUGUAGACGCUGGAGAGCCCAAGGAGCUCGCCUCCAGCUGAUUGAUGCUGCAGGGAACCCUCCUGUUUGACAAACACCCCUCAGGUUGAUCCACACAAUAGAUUUAUGCCAACUGAAGGAGGAGUUUUGGGAAAAAUGCUUCCAAAAUGUUAGACGUGUAGAUUGUGCCAUCUCUGUCUUUGCAGCUUGGAUCAAGCUUAGCUUAAGGUUAUAGUUUGGAUUUUUUUUUUUUUUGAAGUUCUGAGAAAUAGUUAUCAGUAGUUUGUACCUUACCUGGAGUAGGUAGAGUCUCAGUAAGCUGAGUUUUUAGAAACUGGGAUAGAAUCUUAUAUAAGAAUCAAACUAACAGCAGCUGAGGCUUGUCAUUUUGCUGAUAUUAUUCGAAACUACAAGACCAUAUAAAUGACUCAAGAUAACUUGUCUUGUUCUGGGGAGAUAAGACGGUACAGUAUAGCCAAAACAUACAGAGAAGGAACUGUUCAGACGUUAAUGGAGUCUGGCAUUGAAGGAUGGUUCUGGGCACACACAGUUUUUGUAUUAACGUAGGCGUUCAGUUCAAAAAACAAGGUCAUUAAAAAUGUGACAAUUUAAAGACGUUUAAAAUGUUUUGCUUGGAAGUUGUUUGGUUGAAAUU